AUGAAGGGUAUAGAUGUGCCCCACCAUUUUUCCAGGUUUGAAGAAAAGGGAUCUAUCAGCUCAACGUCGAACGAACAAAAUCAAGGAUCGCAUCUUGCUAGAGUUCCAUCAAAUACAAACGUCGAAUGGUCCUGGUGGUUCGUCGCCGGAGAUUUGGAGCCGUUGGGUCGACGGUUGGAGGUGCUCGGCAGCAAGGAGCAGUCAGACGGCGAUGCUUUGUUGAUUUCUCACCGGACUCGUCGCUUGUACAUAGAAGGAGAUCGGAGCAGCAAGCUUUGUCGGCGAUGCAAGUUAAUUGCGUCAAGUGGCCCCGAUUGA
This is a messenger RNA of Lactuca virosa, 318 nucleotides long. The record is from the annotation of a GenBank genome assembly. NCBI's taxonomy places the organism in Eukaryota, Viridiplantae, Streptophyta, Magnoliopsida, Asterales, Asteraceae.